Messenger RNA from Exserohilum turcica Et28A, 438 nucleotides. RefSeq lists its product as uncharacterized. The record is from RefSeq and is a predicted model, not a curated record. Lineage: Eukaryota; Fungi; Ascomycota; Dothideomycetes; Pleosporales; Pleosporaceae. The transcript has a single exon. Bases 1 to 438 code for a protein of 145 amino acids.
AUGGCAGACACCUCGUGCAAACUUCCCGCAACCCACAUCCUACAAAACAGCUUCUCACCUGCCUUCCACCACGCCCUCGUCGCCAACCAUGCGACCAACCACCCAGCAAAUUUCCUGCAGCUGGUAGAAUCCCAGGUGGAGCUCGUAACGGGCCUCGACAUACACGGCACAUGGCCCGACUCGAUCGCGCAUUUCCUGUGCGUCUUUGAUACUGUGUUUAGCGAGCGCGCCAAGCAGCAGAUUGUACAGAACAUGCGUUGUUUUGAACAGACUUCCGACAUGUCUGCUGAUGCGCUGAUUGGUCAUCUGACGUUUAGUGGGUGGGUGCGGAGGCUCGUUGAGCAGAUGGAUCGGUGCGAUGAAGUGGGGGCUGGGGCUGCGAAGAUGAGCUUGGAUGGAGGUACUAGAGGCUCUUUGAUGCGAGGAAAGUGUAAGUGA